AUGACGCCCAGUACGAGCAACCCAUCCCCUAGUGUAGGUCAUGCUACUCCGCCAGCUGUUCCCUCAGCAGCCACCUCAACAACCGCAAUCAAUGGCUCCGAAAGCAACAACACUCCCGAAGAGAGACCGACUCAUACCUCAGAGAUAGGCACCUUGAAAAAGCUACCUAAUCACGGUACUGCAUGGCUUGGGAGUUCCUCUGGAGUCUACUUUGUCAAUACCGUCCGUCGCGCAUUCUCCGCCGCCUUUGCUUCAUCCAACCUCGCCGGACCCAAUGCAGUCCCUGCCAGCGAAGACAUUCUCACAGGCGAAGAUGCCGAGGGGCGCUCAUAUAAUGGUCCUGUGCAUGAAGGACCAAGUGAGACCGAUUCGUUUCCUCAACUACUCGCCUCAACGUUCGGAAAACCUCCCCAGAGGAAGAUCGCGUUUGAACUGGUCACCUCGUUUUUCCGCUUAUGGCAUCCUCUAUUCCCCUUCCUCCACGGUCCUACUUUUCUAAAAGACAUGGAGACGAUAUACCAACAACGGCGACGGCCGUCCAAACCGACCAAAGAAAAUCCCACCCCUACUGACCUCCGAAAACUCCUCACCUUCCAGCUCAUCAUCAACAUCGCCUCGCUAGACCGAAGCGAUAUUCUUCUUCCUAUGGAAUCUCGCAUCAGGUCAAUCGGUGAUGUCAGCCGCGUGGCCGGCUGCCUUGCCCUUUCGCAUGAUAUCACCAACAUUCAAGCUAUACUGGCUGCAGAAUUGUACCUAUGCGCGACGUUGGCUAUCCGCCAAGCCAGUACAGUUGCCGGAAUUUUGAUUAAGCUGAUACACCAUGCCGGGCUGCAUCGCUGCCCUUUACGAUACGCCCAGCUCUCUCUCGAGGAAUGUGAGAUCCGGAAGCGGAUAUUCUGGUCGGCUUAUGCUCUAGACCGGCACUGCAACCUAAGCUUGGGGGAUCCCAACAUAAUCCAGGACGAUGAUAUCGACGUCUGCCUGUCUGGGCCAGAACUACACAAAGCUGUCGUGCAGCAGACGGUGCCUCAACCAGAUGGUGACUGUGGAAAUUCGAUGCCACCACCUCGAGUGGUGCCAGAUGACCCGCGUGUAGCUCAACAAAACAGCGAUGGACCCGAAGCAAGGGAGAAGCGACUGCGAGAAGCCGCAUUGACUGCCUAUGUACAAUGGGCCAAGCUGACCGGGCAAAUCAUCGAAGUCUUCCAUAAGAGCAUCAACCAUCGUUUCCCCAAACAUGAGCAAAUAUUGAGACUAACGAGCGACAUCGAGACCUGGUGGAACGACUUGCCUGGAUUCCUUACUGGGGAGAGCGAUCACUCCGGCCAGGAUGCCGAGCCUAGCGAGAACAACGGGGCCACGAAUAAACAGACGUCUUCAUCCUCAAAUCCGCCCUCGUUUCUCCCUCCUCAGCAACAUCUGUCGAGCUUUUUCAAAGUCCUCUAUCAUCGAUUACUCCUCCUGGUCAAUCGCCCGAGAUUGUCUCUUGACCAGUCCACUCCAGAGUUUCAGCACGGCUUGCAAGUCUGCAUCCGAGCGUCUCGUGGCAUUGUAGCAGGCCUCAAGUCUCACAGAAGUCACGGGCAAUCAAUGUUUCUACCCGGCUUGCUCUCCGCAGUCUGGAUGUCAGGCCUCAUCAUUGCUUUCGCGUGUCAACUUGGCAAAUACGCCAAAGCCCGCGCCCUCUCCGACGUACAAACGUGUCUGAGCCUCCUUGAAAGUAUGAACACUAGAUGGUACACUGUGCAGAAUUGCCACAAAGUUCUGAACUUGUUGCUGGUCAACAUUCAGUCAAGGAAGGCCUCGAUCAAUGGUUUUUUAACGGUGCCGAAGCCUGAGCAGUCGCCACAGAGCAUUCCACCAGAGCUCGACCAAGCGCAACAACCUGCCAAAAAACGCCAGCGCACCGGCCUCGAAGAUGCAAGUCCUCGCAAAUCAUCCAUGACCGAGUCCGCAAGCAGUUCGCCUGUGCACCCACAAUUAUCCAACUCUGGCCAUGCUCGCCUGAAACACCAACAAACCUCCACAUCCGGCAGUACACCAAAUUGGCCGGCAUCUAUGAGUUAUGAUGCCUCAAAUCCGUCAGCCUUGACUAAUCAGGGAGGCUCUAUGCCAAAUUUCGACUUCUCAAAUUGGGAUCGAGGCCAGCCGACCACGCAGCCACAGAUCGAUGCAGGCCUGGGCAGUGCCAUCUAUGCGACACCGCAGGACCUGGCGUUCGCCCAGUCAACCAUGAACAUGAACCUGCCUGGCAACAACAACACUGGCAUGACCAGCGAUGCCAACAACGGCGGUAAUCUGCAGGAGUAUUCAGAUCCAAUGUUCUGGGGCAAUAUGGAUUAUAACGUCGCCGAUAUUUUCGGGUCGGCAACAUGGGAAAAUAUGACUGGUCCGUUUGCCCCAGGUGGUGGCAUGAAUGGAGGGUGGGAAAUGUGA
Messenger RNA from Exophiala viscosa, 2436 nucleotides. Its product is annotated as fungal-specific transcription factor domain-containing protein. Gene Ontology annotation, molecular function: DNA binding; zinc ion binding. The record is from RefSeq and is a predicted model, not a curated record. The coding region runs from base 1 to 2436 and encodes 811 amino acids. The transcript has a single exon. Gene Ontology annotation, biological process: DNA-templated transcription. Lineage: Eukaryota; Fungi; Ascomycota; Eurotiomycetes; Chaetothyriales; Herpotrichiellaceae.